This is a messenger RNA of Fopius arisanus, 2524 nucleotides long. RefSeq names its product Polypeptide N-Acetylgalactosaminyltransferase 6 (gene Pgant6). The transcript has 2 exons. Gene Ontology annotation, molecular function: polypeptide N-acetylgalactosaminyltransferase activity. Lineage: Eukaryota; Metazoa; Arthropoda; Insecta; Hymenoptera; Braconidae. The record is from RefSeq and is a predicted model, not a curated record. Gene Ontology annotation, biological process: protein O-linked glycosylation. Gene Ontology annotation, cellular component: Golgi apparatus. Bases 567 to 2378 code for a protein of 603 amino acids.
AUCCUCUCUGGCUAUUAUGCUCUCCUUUAUAUGUAAAAAUGAUAAUUGAUGUUUCAAUAGUUAUUCAUUAAUCACCCCAUAUAAAUCCUCUGCGAUAUCUCCAUCUAAAAUUACUAUUACACAGUGCGACGGUGAGAUAUUUUUUGUACUGUCAUCACAUGAGAACGCAUCCUACUACUCACCGCUCAGUGCUUUUUUUUUUUAAUAAAGGAUAUUUAUUGUGCAUUCGCCAAUACAUAAAAAAAAAAUAUUGCCAAGAUUGCGGAGUAUAUGAGUCCGACCUUGAGGAGCUUCUCACUCCACUGUUAAAAUCACAUUGGAAUGGAUUUGAAUGGGUCCAGUGGAUUGUGAAAGAAUCGUAGUGGUGAAGUACAGCGGACUCGGUGAAUUUUUCUCCAUGAAUAGAGUAGUAGAGGUACUGCUCAAUAACUCCGAUCCACGGUGGUUUCAUACGUCUGAUAAUAUCAUAUAAAAUGGGCUCAUUCCACUCGACUUGAGAUGACUCGGAGAUGUGAAGAUUUUCUCAAUUACUGCACCCUUGGAAUGUGAUAAUAGUGCUACUCAGCAUGAAACGAAACGUAGUUAGUCUAAUAAAAUUCAUUUCACUCGCGGCGAUCACAGUGAUUAUUACUGUUAUCGUAUUUCGCUAUGUGAGAAGCGGCAAAAUCAUCAACGCCCGGGGACCACAUUCUCUACAACUCCACAAUUACCCGCAACACCAGCAAAUCGAGAAAGAAAUGGGAGAGACUGAGGAGAAAAUGGACUGGCAUGACUUAAAAAUGAUAAACACAGAGUCGAAAAGAAGGGGGAUUGGUGAGCAAGGUCGAGCAGGUUCGCUGCCGGCAUCGUUGUCCUCCUUGGAGGGAAGCUUGUACCAAGUAAACGGGUUCAAUGGUGCCCUGAGCGAUCUGAUCGCCCUGAACCGUUCGAUCCCUGACAUCCGCCACCCAGACUGCCGCCGAAAGAAAUACUUUCGCCGUUUGCCAUCGGUUUCAGUUAUAGUCUCCUUUCACAAUGAGCACCUGUCGACACUCCUGCGCACCUGCUGGAGUGUCGUCAAUCGUUCGCCAGUCUCUCUCCUGGAGGAGAUAAUCCUGGUGGAUGACGCGAGCACAAAGCCAGAGCUUCAGAUAAAACUAGACGAUUACGUCGCGAAACAUCUGCCUCUCGUUAAGAUAAUCCGCCUGGGAGUGCGUUCAGGUUUGAUAAGAGGGCGGCUAGCAGGUGCCAAAGCAGCCAAGGCUCAAGUUCUGGUAUUCCUCGAUUCACACACAGAGGCCAAUGUCAACUGGCUGCCGCCCCUGUUAGAGCCCAUCGCCGAGGACUACAGGACUUGCGUUUGUCCCUUCAUUGAUGUAAUAGCCUUCGAUACGUUUGAGUACAGGGCCCAGGACGAGGGUGCUAGGGGAGCUUUUGAUUGGGAGUUGUACUACAAACGUCUCCCGCUCCUACAUGACGAUUUGAAGCAUCCGGCGGAGCCCUUCAAAUCGCCGGUGAUGGCUGGAGGACUAUUUGCCAUCACAGCGAGAUUCUUCUGGGAGCUGGGUGGUUACGAUCCAGGUCUUGAUAUCUGGGGGGGUGAGCAGUAUGAAUUAUCUUUCAAGAUAUGGCAGUGCGGCGGCCAGAUGCUUGACGCGCCUUGCUCCAGAGUCGGUCACAUCUAUAGAAAGUUUCCACCGUUUCCCAAUCCCGGCAGGGGUGAUUUUUUGGGAAAGAACUACAAGAGAGUCGCGGAGGUGUGGAUGGACGAGUACAAAGAGUUUAUUUACAGGAGAAGAAGCCAUUUGAGGGCCCUAGAUCCUGGAGAUCUGGGAGAGCAGAAGGCCCUCAGGGAGAGACUACACUGCAAAUCGUUCAAGUGGUUCAUGGAGAAGAUCGCCUUUGAUCUCGUUGAGUACUACCCACCCAUCGAGCCUGAUGACUUUGCGUCCGGGGAAAUCAGGAAUGUGGGGGCACCUGAGAUGUGUCUCGAUGCCAAGAAGAGAAAGAAGGACGAGCUUGUCAUGUUGGACUCUUGUGUCAGAGACUUGGGCAAGAAUAACGGUGAUUUUGAGCAAGAAUUUCGAAUGACCUGGCAUAAAGACCUCAGACUCAAGGGCAGGACUGACUGUCUCGAUGUCUCGAGCGGGGAGCUCAAGGCUCCUGUUACGCUCUAUCCCUGUCAUGGCAAGCAUGGCAACCAGAGGUGGAAGUAUGAUAUCGAGAAACAGUGGAUCAUGCACGGCAAUGCCCAGAGAUGCCUCGAUGCUGAGCCCGGGGCCAAGAGGGUUUACGUUACUGCCUGUGAUUCUGACAGUGCCACACAAAAGUGGAGGAUUCAGGAGGUCAACAUGAAGGCUAUUAAUGACUGGGAUAAUGUGGGACCCAAUUUCGCAUGAGUUUUUACUAGUCAGUCGGGAAUUAUGAGGCUGUCAUGGGGGAAAAUACUUUUAAUUGUACACGUUGAAUUUUAGCAACGAAUUCCAGGCAUCAUUCCAACACUAGAGAUUAUAGCCAUUAUAUAAAAAUCAGGCUUCCUAUCAUA